AUGGCUGACGACGAAGAUAUUGCUGCCCUUGUCAUCGACAACGGUUCCGGAAUGUGUAAAGCUGGAUUUGCUGGAGAUGAUGCUCCUCGAUCUGUCUUCCCCUCUUUGAUUGGCCGUGCCCGUCAGCCAGGUAUCAUGGUUGGUAUGGAACAGCGUGAUGCCUAUGUCGGUGAUGAAGCCCAGGCCAAGCGUGGUGUUUUGACUUUGAAGUACCCCAUUGAGCACGGUAUUGUUACCAACUGGGACGAUAUGGAGAAGAUAUGGCACCACACCUUCUACAAUGAACUCCGUGUAGCCCCUGAAGCCCACCCUGUCCUUUUGACUGAGGCUCCCCAGAAUCCCAAGGCCAAUCGUGAGCGCAUGACCCAAAUCAUGUUUGAAACCUUCAAUGUUCCUGCCAUGUAUGUGAACAUUCAGGCCGUCCUUUCUCUUUAUGCCUCUGGUCGUACCACUGGAUGUGUUUUGGAUUCUGGAGAUGGUGUUACCCACACUGUGCCCAUUUAUGAAGGUUACGCCCUUCCCCAUGCUGUGAUCCGUCUGGAUCUUGCUGGUCGUGAUUUGACUGACUACCUCAUGAAGAUUCUUACUGAGCGUGGUUACUCCCUCACCACCACUGCCGAGCGUGAAAUUGUCCGUGAUAUCAAGGAGAGUCUUUGCUUUGUCGCUGUUGAUUUUGAGGAAGAGAUGAAGAAGGCCGCUGAGAGUUCUGCCCUUGAGAAGUCCUUUGAGUUGCCAGAUGGUAACAUCAUUGUGAUUGGAAAUGAGCGUUUCCGCUGCCCUGAGGUCCUCUUCCAACCUAACUUGACGGGUCUUGAAAUGGACGGAGUUGCUGACUCUACUUUCCAGACCAUCAUGAAGUGUGAUGUUGAUAUCCGCAAGGAUUUGUAUGCCAACAUUGUGCUUUCCGGAGGUACCACCAUGUUCCCAGGAAUCAGUGAGCGCAUGUCCAAGGAAAUCACCGCCUUGGCCCCUGCCUCCAUCAAGGUCAAGAUUGUGGCUCCCCCAGAACGUAAAUACUCUGUCUGGAUUGGAGGAUCCAUUCUUGCCUCUUUGUCCACCUUCCAAAGUAUGUGGAUCAGCAAGGAGGAGUAUGAUGAAUCCGGUCCUUCCAUUGUCCACCGCAAGUGCUUCUAA
Messenger RNA from Seminavis robusta, 1134 nucleotides. The record is from the annotation of a GenBank genome assembly. Lineage: Eukaryota; Bacillariophyta; Bacillariophyceae; Naviculales; Naviculaceae.